GGUCCCUGUGCGGUCCCUCGGAGUUUAGCUUCGGUUUCGUCCAAUGUUUUGCUGAGCCCACUUCGCGAAGUUCUAAGUGCAGUGCUUCAACGGCAAGUGACAUUCAUAUUAGCGAGCACGAUGUCCGGUCGUCGGGGCUCGGUGACGGACAGUGGACACCGAGCGUCCAUCCAGCCAGUCUUGGAACCAACGCCGCCAUUGGCCAAGCGACGCUUCGUGCACGGAGGAUUGCAGUAGCAUUUUCCUACACCCAGUGUUCGCGCUGCUGUGUGCUGCCGUUCAUCAACGAUGGAAGUCGAGACGCACGUCGAUAAAGACUGCAGCGCGCUUGGCAGCUUAUUUCAAUACAUCGUCAAUGACCUGAAGGGUGGAACUCCAAUAUGGGAGGAUUUCUUGGCAAAGGCAAGCAAGCUGCAUUCUCAGCUGAAGAUUACGGCAUCAGUUUCAGCUGCCUUCCUAGAUUCAUUCCAAAAAGUGGCUGACAUGGCUACAAAUACCAAAGGUGCCACAAAAGAAGUUGGCAAGGCACUGACCCGCCUUUGUCUUCGCCACCGCAGUGUUGAAGCAAAGCUCCGUUCAUUUACCAUGUCAAUCAUGGAGCAGCUAGUUAUUCCACUGCAAGACAAGCUAGAGGACUGGAAGAAAAGCACACUACAACUAGACAAGGACCAUUCCAAAGAAUUCAAGAGGGCACGUCAGGAGAUCAAGAAGAUGUCACUGACCUUGCGGUUGCAGAAAAAGGUUAAGAAAGGAUGCAGCGGAAAGUGGGAGAUGCAGCGUAGCCUGGAGUGUGCUCUGCAAGAGAUAGGACGGUGCCUGCUCUUAGAGGAGGCUGAAAAGCAAGCAGUGCGCCGUGCCCUGGUUGAGGAGAGGGCCCGAUACUGCCUUUGGUGGCCUGCCUCACACCAGUCUGUAAAAAUUCGUUACAUGGAAAUUGGGAUGAACACACUUGUCAUACUGAGCUUGAAAGAAGAGGAGCUGUUGAUGCUGCAAGAGACAUCCCAUUUACAGGAGAUUUGGAUUCCUUGGCCAAGCUACUCGAAAUCCUGAAUGCCUUCCUCAGCUAGUGAACAGGUCAUCACAGACCUAAAGGGGUCUCAAGGCACUUGGACCUUCCAGGGUGUGCCCUCAAGUCCGGAUUCCUUGGGUUCACGUAAAUCCAGCAUGUGCAGCAUCAGCAGCUUCAACAGCUCCUCCAGUGGUAGCACCAAGUCUCAUUCUCCCUCUCAUCAGCUGCGGUGUCGGACAGCCUCACAGCAGCCACCUGUAGGAGGACCACUACGGCUGUCAAGUGUGUCGUCACAAGAUUCUGGCUUCACUUCACAGGAUACCCUGUUUUUGAGGCCUCCAUCGCCCGAGGGACUGGUGUCGGGAGGGGACACUGGAGCAUCAUCACUGCCAGGCUGUGCUUCAAGUAGUCCUUCGUCACCAUUUCCUACUACGCCCUCGGUGACUUCCACCUGGCCUAAUUUGCAGGACAGCCUGCAAUUUGAGCGGGCCAUGAAUUCAGUGCUGCGGUGCCAAAGACCACACACUAUCUCUUCUGCAUAUGAGCGGUCAGGCCACCAGGCAAGGCCUCUGCUUACGGCGGAGACGUUUCAACCCCUUGAAGGCGACUUACUGAGUGGCUCCAAUCACAGUGGCAGUGCUGACACACUGACUUCAACAUCGGGGGACAGCUCAGAUGGCCUGGAGCUGACACCCACUAGAGGGCCUCGGCCACCAGUACCCAUCAGGACCACAUCGAGCACCAGUACUGCACCUUCUUUGCCAGAGAAGCCAGCUGUGUUGAAACAUGCAGCCUCAGCUGUGGCUACAGUAUCAGCGACUUCUCAGCCGAUAUACGCAAAUGCAGACGACCUGGCACUGCCAUCUUCAACACUUUCUGGCACAGAGUCUCCUCCAUUGCCACCACCUCCUGUCCAGGAGUCAUUGCAGGCAAUUGCAGCAUGGGAACCGAUAAUGCGAUGCCGUGAGAAGGAUCAGCAUUACAGGCACAUGAAGCCUACAAGACAUAUUCACCAAGUAGCCUCAAUACGAUAUGAAG
Molecule: messenger RNA, 2047 nt
Organism: Rhipicephalus sanguineus (brown dog tick)
Lineage: Eukaryota; Metazoa; Arthropoda; Arachnida; Ixodida; Ixodidae
Product: protein MTSS 2
Biological process (GO): plasma membrane organization; cell projection assembly
Cellular component (GO): cytoplasmic side of plasma membrane; actin cytoskeleton
Molecular function (GO): actin binding; phospholipid binding
Source: RefSeq, a predicted model, not a curated record